CGCAAAAAGUGAAAUUUAAAGGCCUCAGAUUUAGAACGGACUUUAGAAGUCAGAACGGGGUGGAAGCAACCAGCCUGGGUCUGGUGCUGAAUUUUGCAGACGGUUAUCGCGGUACUGGCGAUUGAACCCAGGACAUUUGCGUUCUUAUUUUGAAACAAGGUCUUUUUUUUUUUUUUUUUUUAAAGCCAGUCAAAUUUAGCAGUGUGUGGGGGGUUGGUAUACCAACUUUAGGGACACUAAUGUUAAUAAGUUCUGAUAAAAACAAGGUCUUUCAAAGUCACCAAGUUGCCCAAUCUUGGUUUGAAUUUGGAAUCUUCUGCCUUAGCCUCCCAGAAUACUGCGAUUACAGGUGUCAGCCACAACCCUCGGCCUUUUGGAACUUUUCAUACCAUUUUCCUCUGGCAAAAGUUUCAACUACUCUCUUCCCCUAAAUGAAAGCCAUCAGUUUGAGGAUUCUAACCUUUAAUACUUUCCCAAAAGAGGGGCUAGGAUAAACCUCUCAGGGCACCCUGGAGAGCGCCUUUGAGGGAAAUGAAAGGGUUUGGCAGCUUCAUUUACUGUGUGAUCUUUGGCAGUGAGGAGCUUUUGUCUAGGGAAGACUAGUCUAGCUGCCACUUCCACCGUGUAGGAACAGUGUGUGUGAAAUGUAACGGAAAUGCCAUCCCCAAACCAAGGUUUGGAGGCAGCAGCAAGUGACAACCAGCACGGUGUCACUUAAGAUGGAGCUGUUUCUCCUUGUAUGGAUUCCAGAGCAAGUGAACGUACUAGUUGCACAGUGCAAAACUAUUUAAUCGCUCCACUUGGGGAGAAUGGGAAUUAUUUUACCAGAGUCAUAACCUGCCUACGUAUGAGCAGAAACACAUCCCAUAGAUCUGCAUAAAGUUGUUUUUAGUUGCCAAAGGAAGACAGUAAAAGGGAGAACUGUCAGUAUGGGCGCACAUAGAGUAUGUGAUGCAAACUAAGACAGUUGUAUCACUGGACGAUACAGUCUGUGGGAUGACUCUUGUCUAUGCAGUGUUCUUAUUGGCUGAAAUACCGUCAUGCUGCACAUCUUUGUGUGUAUUUCAGCUGUCUAGUCACAAGUCAGUAGUCACUAAUUACAAAAUAUCAGAAGGCCACACCUUCAAAACUAGGUUAUAGUUGGAAGAACAAUAGUUUAGACUGAUUUAGAAAUGAUUGCAUUAAUCAGACUUAAUUUCAUUAUCUUUAUAUCCUAAAUUUUCACCUUUUGGUACUUUGCUUCAUUUUUGUGUAUUGACGAAAAUAAUGAAAGAAAUUAUAUGUUAUUGUUUUUAACCCACAGGAAAAAUAAUCCAAUUGUCAAGCAGCCCUAGUUACUGAAUAUUUAUUAGGUUAAAACUGCUAGGGUAGCAGUUCAAGCAGAAAAUUUUCCAGAAGUUUCUAGCUGCAUAGAGGACAUGUUAUCAUUGGUGGCUGUGCCCUGAGGUGGGGACAUGAAGGAUAAAAGUUAAUUCUCUUCCUCUUUAUGUGUUGUACUUUAUGUUUAUGACUUUUUGGUCAUUUGCUGAAAGAGGAUUUGGGUUUUCAUUUGCUUCUGGCUGCAGAAUUUACUAGCUUGUGUGUGUGUGUGUGUGUGUGUGUGUGUGUGUGUGAUUCAUCCUUUUAAGAAUUUGGUGGGGCUGGAGACUUAGCUUAGUGGUAUAAGUGCUUUCCUGGCAAGCUCAAGAUUGAGAGUUCGCUCUCUCCUCCCACUGUACUUACCCCCAAAGAGAAAAGAAAAACAGAAAUUAGUGAAAACUGGAUGUGGUGGCACACACCUGUAAUCCUAGCCCCCUGGAAGGCUGAGGCAGGAGAAUCACCAUGAGUUUGAGGCCAGACUGGGUUACAUAACAAGUCCAAGACCAGCCUGGAUUGCAUAGCAAGACCCUGGUUUUUUGUUUAUUUGUUUGUUUUGGAAGACCCUGUUUUUAAAAAAUAAAACCAGGGCUGGAGAUUUAGCUCAGUGGCAUACACGCCUGUCUGGUGAGUGCCAAACCAAAAGAUCAGCAGGAAAAAAAAAAAAACCUAGACAAAACAAAACAAAAGAAUUUGGUGACAGCCAUGAAUCUCUGAUGUAUAUGCAUAUAUGCACAAAACUUUUCUCUUCCCUUCCCUUCCCUUCUCUUCCCUUCCCUUCCCUUCCCUUCUGGUCCUUUCCUUUCUCCUUCCUUCCUUUCCUGGGGAUUGAACUCAGGGCCUUUAUUGAACUACAGCUAUAGCUAUUUUGUUGUUAUUGUUUUUUGAGACACUAUCUCUUAUGUAGUUUGGGCUGGCCUUGAACUCAGUAUGUAUACCAGACUGGCCUCUAACUUACAGAAAUCUACUUGCCUCAGCCUUCCAAGUGCUGGGAUUACAGGUGUGUGCCACCAUGAUAUCCACAACCAUUGUUAUUUUAUAAUUUGAGACAGGGUCUUGCUAAAUUGCCCCGGCUGGGUUCAAACUCUCAAUCCUCCUACUUUAGACUGUCAGAGAGCUGGGAUUAUAGGUGUGCACCACCGUGCCUGGUGAAAUAUAUAUAUAUAUAUAUAUAUAUAUAUAUACAUACAUAUACACAUAUAUAUAUAUACGUAUAUAUAUUCAUAUAUAUAUUCUAUUUUCUCCUUUCCUCCCUCUCCUCCCCUCCCUUUCCUUUCCCUCAUUACUAGAGGUUAAAUGGUUAAAUCCAGGGUAUUAACACUAAUCUAUAUCACCAGCUCUUUUAUCUUUUAUUUUGAGAUGUAGUCUAAAUUGCCUGGGCUAGGCUCAAAUUUCUGAUCCUUUUGUUUCAGCCUCCCAGAGUACUGGGAUGCACCUCCAUGUGCGCAGCCAAAAAAGAGAUACUUUAUUAUUUUUGUUUGUUUGUUUGUUUUGUCUUUUUUUCCUCUCUCUGUUUUUGUUUUUGUUUUUUGAGACAGGGUUUUGAUGUGUGGUUUACGCUGGCCUUGAGCUCACUUUGUAGCCCACGCUGGUAUCAAACUUGCAACAAUCCUCCUGCCUCAGCCUGCCAAGUGCUGGGAUUACAGACCUGUGCCAACACACUAGGCUAAGAGAUGGAGGAACUAGAACAAGGCCUGUUGGUGCAGCCAUGGGCAUGGCUGCAGCUCCCUGAGAACUCCCUCCUGGCCAAGGCUUAUGUCACCAAGCAGGGCUAUGCCUUGCUGCUUUCAGAUCUUCAACAGGUGUGGCACGAACGGAUGGAUACUGGUGAGGUGAGCCAGCGAGCCAAGGAGCUGAACAAGCGCCUGACCGCACCCUCUGCAGCUUUCCUCUCUCAUUUGGAUAAUCUGCUUCGUCCUUUGUUGAAAGAUGGUAUCCAGCCUGACGAAGCUGCCUUCUCCUGUGAGCGUGUGGCAGAGGCACUGAUCCUCCGGGUGCGGAGCGAGCUCUCCGGUCUCCCCUUCUAUUGGCACUUCCACUGCAGCCUGGCUAGUCCUUCCGUGGUCUCCCAACAUUUGAUCCGUCCUCUGAUGGGCAUGAGUCUGGCAUUGCAGUGCCAGGUGAGGGAGCUAGCAACAUUGCUUCGGAUGAAAGAUCUAGAGAUCCAGGACUACCAGGAGAGUGGGGCUACACUGAGCAGAGGUCGGUUGAAGACUGAGCCAUUUGAAGAAAAUUGUUUCUUGGACAAAUUUUUGGUAGAGAAACUACCAGAGGCAUGCGACGUCGGCGAUGGAAAGUCCUUUGUCAUCAGUCUGCAGAGUCUGUAUGUGGCAGUCACCAAACAGGAACUCCAAGUGGGACAGAAGCAUCAAGGAGCUGGAGGUCCUGAGGCCUCAAGCAGCGCCUCCCAUGGAGGAACUGAUAGCCAGCUUCUGAGCCAGUCAGCACAGCCGGGCUCCUCAGAAGUGUCUUCCUCAGCGCCCGAGACAGGACCCACGGGUACUGCAGGCCUUACGCAGAGACCUCAGAUCUCAAAGGCCAAGCGGAAGAAGCCAAGGGGGCUCUUCAGUUAGGCUGUCACGGUCUCAGCGGCUGGAAUGGACCAGAGGAGCUUCUAGGCGUUGCUGGGAAAGGAGCUGUGGGAUGAGUGUCUCUCAGGCAGACUCAGGGUCAGAGGCCACAGUUGGGGCAAGAGGACAAAGUUCAUGUCAACAGGCCACAGAACGGGACAGUUAACCAAGCAAAGCUCGGUUCCAGCCAACCUGGCCUUCCCUGUUUGGGCAGAAGCCCGUCUCCAGGAGUCUCAUACUUUCCUCGCUUUUGGUGGAGGUUCUUCAGACCCAGGACCCUACCUCAGUGUACCUUUGGUGUAUACAGCCAGUCUGCAAACAAGUACAACGCGCUCGGGAAGCCUUGCCUGCCUUUCUUUAGUUCCUAGUCAGUCCCGGAUGCUCCUGGAGACCUACGUGUCUCCCUGGCACAGAAUAAAACCACUUACAGUGCCUGCCUUCAA
Cavia porcellus (domestic guinea pig) is the source of this 4369-nucleotide messenger RNA. RefSeq names its product non-homologous end joining factor 1 (gene Nhej1). The coding region runs from base 3030 to 3929 and encodes 299 amino acids. Gene Ontology annotation, cellular component: DNA ligase IV complex; nucleus. The record is from RefSeq and is a predicted model, not a curated record. Gene Ontology annotation, molecular function: DNA end binding. The transcript has 8 exons. Gene Ontology annotation, biological process: double-strand break repair via nonhomologous end joining. Lineage: Eukaryota; Metazoa; Chordata; Mammalia; Rodentia; Caviidae.